This is a messenger RNA of Ostertagia ostertagi, 1035 nucleotides long. Lineage: Eukaryota; Metazoa; Nematoda; Chromadorea; Rhabditida; Trichostrongylidae. The record is from the annotation of a GenBank genome assembly.
AUGGCACAACGUAGGUGUGGUGACACCGACCAGGAAAACCAGGUCCGGUCCACUCCGGGAUUGAGUCGUGGGUCAAGCAUGCCAGCGCAGAAGCGCAUACCGACGGCUGUAAAGAGAAAACAAACUUCGAGCGGUGUUGGUGCAGUCAACGAAGAUGAUUUCAGGAAAGCCUUCGCUCAGGUUCCAAAAUGUGAUAUUUAUUCCGCUAAAGAACUGAAUUCACAGUUGGAAUCUAUUCGCUCAACUCUCGAAAAUGCCCAAAUAGAUUGGUCUCAGCGAGUUAAUUCUCUCAAACUGCUACGAUCCAUUUUAAUAAAUGGCGGUAUGGAUUAUGAGAACGAGUUGCUAAAUGGUCUUCAUUCACUGGAAGAUGCUCUUAUAACAUCGAUCAAGGACCUCCGGUCGCAAGUAUGUCGAGAGGCAUGCAUAACUGUCAGUUUCCUUUGUGAAAAGCUGGAAACAUCAAUUGUACGGUUGUGCGAAUCGCUCCUACCUGCAACGAUCUCUCUGAUUCAGAAUAGUGCUAAGAUUAUGUCGUCCUCUGGAGUUAAUGCUUGUUACUUCAUUGUUAAGCCGUGCAAGAUCUUAUUAUCACAAAUCAUUUCCGUUUGGACACCGUCCAAGUUGGACAAGUCUAUUAGUGGAAUUGUGGAUUGUAUUAAGGCGGGUAUUAUGGAUGCGGAUCUACAAGCGCGAACUUCAGCGAGGAAUGCCUAUCAGUUGUUGGAUCAGCACUAUCCACAGCAAGCACAGCUUCUGUACCAGAGUCUGGAUCCGUCAAAGCAGCGUGCUUUAUCUGGUGUGAUGUCAGCAGCUUCGUCAUCACAAUCUAUCAACAGCGAGCGUGAUUCACUGCACAUGAGCCAAAGACCGGGCGCGUUCGGAAUGAAUCGACCGAAAACCACGAACUUUUUUGCUGGUCGUUCGGCUUCGGAAAUCGAUGCAAAUGCGGUUCGACGAGCAGCAGCGUUCACUCCAGCAAAGAGCAAGCUCACAGGAUCAGUGGCAGCGAGAAAUAGUCCAGAGAUGGAUUGA